This is a messenger RNA of Dentiscutata erythropus, 789 nucleotides long. The record is from the annotation of a GenBank genome assembly. NCBI's taxonomy places the organism in Eukaryota, Fungi, Glomeromycota, Glomeromycetes, Diversisporales, Gigasporaceae.
AUGCUUACACCUCCAUCAACUGUUGACAUAUUGCGUAGGUUACUAGUUCAUUCUGAUGGCCGUGAUAAAACUUUAAAAAUUAUCCAAUACUUUGGAAAAAUUAUUCUUUGGCUUCAGACUCGUAGGGCUCCCAAAUCGAUACAUGGCCGUCUACUUAAUGUCAUUACUUUACUCAUUCGAAAUAAAUCCUUCUCUUCAAAUGUUACUCCUCGCUUAAAAGCAAUGACUUCACAAUUUAGUACAACACGUAAAAUAAUUCGUUUAGCUCAUUUUCUAGAACCUUAUUCAGAGUUACGUGAAUAUUAUACAGGUGCACGUAGAAUCUCCCGUUCAUCAACUUCUUACGAAAAACUUGUUCAUUAUUUUGGUGCUCUCAAUGCAUUUCUUGGUCUAAUGAAUGAUAUAUUCGAUGAUUUAUAUUGUCUUGGUAAAAUUGAUAUUUUAGAUAAAUCAAUUGCUAAAUGGGCUGAGCCUAUUUCAAUUAAACUUUGGUUUUUCUGUAUUUGUUUGGAUAUCCACGAAACCUUAUUCAAAAUUUGGCAAAUGAAUAAGAAAAUUAAAAAAGUUAAUUCAGAGGAAUUAGAAAAGUAUCAACAGAGGUUACAUUGGUUAAAUAUUAGUUUAGCUAAAUUUUUUAUGGACUUUUUGUUUUGCGGAUACGAUUUCUUUGAUUUUACUUUCUCAGAUGGUGUGCAAGCACUUUCUGGGUUCUUUGCUGGAAUCCUAAGUUUUUAUAAGCUUUGGGAAAAGGAAAACCAAAAGCUCAUGAUGCUUUCACAAUCUUCUUGA